This is a messenger RNA of Nicotiana tabacum (common tobacco), 1705 nucleotides long. RefSeq names its product glyoxylate/hydroxypyruvate/pyruvate reductase 2KGR-like. The record is from RefSeq and is a predicted model, not a curated record. Lineage: Eukaryota; Viridiplantae; Streptophyta; Magnoliopsida; Solanales; Solanaceae. Gene Ontology annotation, cellular component: cytosol. Gene Ontology annotation, molecular function: hydroxypyruvate reductase [NAD(P)H] activity; glyoxylate reductase (NADPH) activity; NAD binding.
GACAUGAAACAACGGACUGAAGCUCGUUGAAAAUUCCUCCAAGUUUUAGUGCCAAUUCCACUGUAUAUUGUUUAAUGUGUUAGGAAUUAGGAGCACAACCUUCCUUUCUUCCUCUAGCCAACCAAAAGUGCUUAUACUUUAAAAAAACAAAAGUUGAGAGUGAUCGAACUAUAACUUGUUGAUGAUUUUGUCUUAUAAGCAUUUUUGGAGUUUAUAGAUAAGUCGCAAAGUGUUUUAACCAGCAUAUAAGCUUUACCAGAGCACCUUUUGUUGUGUGUGAAUAAAGAAUUUUUUUAAAAUGUAACUACAUAACACCAUCCAUCCGUUCUCUGGCGGGCGAUUAGGAAUUAGUUGGACCAAUAGGUUAAGGAAAACACGUCACUAAUCAACAAAGAGCUCCUCCAAAAACUUGCGAAUGAACAAAAAAGAGCUCCUUCUGUCCUAAUAAAGCAGAAAUGGAUGGGAUAGGGGUAUUGUUGAUGCGUCCGCUAUCCAAUUAUCUCCAGCAAGAGCUGGCGAAACGUUUCACCCUCUUCAAAUACUGGGAAAUUCCCUCUGAAUCUCUCAAACUCCAUUCGGACUCCAUCCGAGCAGUAGUGGGAAAUGGAGUUCAGGGAGCUAAUUCGGCGUUGAUUGACUCGCUACCCAGAUUGGAAAUAGUAUCGAGUCACAGUUCAGGGCUUGACAAGAUUGAUUUGGUGAAGUGUAAAGAGAGAGGGAUUAGGGUCACUUCCACUCCCGAUGCUCUCACCAAUGACGUUGCUGACAUGGCCAUUUUGCUCACACUCGCAACAUUGAGGAGAAUUUGUGAAGCUGAUCGAUUCGUUAGGAAUGGGAUUUGGAAGGAAACGGAUUUCAAAUUGACUACUAAGUUUAGUGGCAAAUCAGUAGGUAUUGUGGGAUUAGGGAGAAUUGGUUCAGCAAUUGCCAAAAGAGCUGAAGCUUUUGGAUGUUCAAUCAGUUAUCAUUCACGUUCACGAAAACCAGAGUCAACGUACACCUAUUAUCCACGUGUUAUCAACUUAGCCUCCAACUGUCAGAUCCUCCUUGUAGCUUGUGCCUUAACUGAUGAAACUCACCACAUUAUCAACCGUGAAGUUAUAGCUGCAUUGGGUCCAAAUGGAGUUGUUAUCAACAUUGCAAGGGGUUCUCAUAUUGAUGAAUCUGAGCUGGUAUCUGCUCUAGCAGAAGGCAGAUUGGGAGGAGCAGGGCUUGAUGUGCUUGAAUGUGAACCUGAAGCGCCCGUGCUACUAGCUGGACUUGAUAAUGUUGUCCUAUCACCUCAUGUGGCAGCUAGCACUUUGGAGACUCGUAAGGACAUGGCUGACCUCGUGGUUGCAAACUUGGAGGCACACUUUUCGGACAAGCCAUUACUGACCCCUGUUCUUUGACAGUUUCUGGUAUAAGAUUCUCAGAAAGAAUGUCUGGAUCCCCCUCGCAAUGAAGCGUACACUUCUCGUCAGUUCAUAAGCCCCCGAACAUGUUAAUGAACUUGAAUUAUGCCCGAUUCGCCACGAGGAUGGUUCACUCCAGCUCUCUUGUGAAUGUUUUUAGUACGAGUAUGCAGUCAAGCACACCAACUAUUGAAGUUUGAGACCCAAGAUACAGUGAUUGAAUCUCAGGCAACUUUCAGCUCAAUGUAAGGACCAAUUUCUCAUCUUUUGAGUAUUCAAUCAACUAUCUGCUAUAUCCUUGCUUCUGUGAA